Molecule: messenger RNA, 111 nt
Organism: Fusarium verticillioides 7600
Lineage: Eukaryota; Fungi; Ascomycota; Sordariomycetes; Hypocreales; Nectriaceae
Exons: 1
Coding region: 1-111 (36 amino acids)
Source: RefSeq, a predicted model, not a curated record
AUGGGCUCCAAGCAAGACCUCCGGACAGCAACCUCACCGGUGAUGCUCGUGCAGUUCGAUGAGAUGAGCGCAUCAUGGUCCAACUCGCCUCCGUUGGCAACCCCUGCCUGA